GAUUGCACCUGCGGGACUCCAGCUCUGCAGGAGAGGCAGGCAGGGAGGGACGGACAGACAGACGGAGCCGCUCCUCGCCGCUCUCGCCUCCCUUUGAGCUUCCCAGUGCUCUGCCUGGGUGGAGGCCUGAGGCAUGGGGAUCAGGGGAUGGACACUUUCCACCUUCGUGGGAUGCUGCAUAUGGAUUCUGCAUGGGCUUGGGGCUGCUGCUGCUGUCCCCGCCACUACCGAGGGGCCGUUUGCUGUGGGGACAGCUUCUCCCAUCGUGGCGGAGACUGAAGGGCCCUAUACCCUGGUGAUGGGCACUGCAGAGACGAGCACCACAGUGGCCGAUGCUGAGCUAGCCGAGAGCAUCCUCACAGGAAGCCCGUCGAGCCCGUCCUUCCCUCCUGGGGCUGAGCCAGAUGCUUUGGUGACAGCAGCGAGCAAAUACAGCUCUACAGUACCAACUUUGACAAACGUGACCAAGCCUCUUAACACGUCUCAGGAUAUUGAGAGAGGUUUGGCUGCUCCCACUACAGCCACGACCGCUGCCGCCAUGUCUGCACAGCACCCCGCUGUCACCCCAGAAGCAGAGCUUGAUGUAACAGGGGCCACUCCUGACGUACCCUUGGGGACCACCCCUCUCUUUGCAGACGUGAAGGAGGAUAUCCUUGCAGCUGUGACCAGAGAAGGAGCAGAUCUAGACCCCACCACUGGUGUCGUGUCCCUCCACACCACUCCUCCACUGGCAGCCGGCUGGGAGGCGCAGCCAACUGCUGGCAGCCCCGUGGGCGCUGGUGUCACCGCGUUGCUGAGCCAAGAGCUGACCACAGCCACGGGAGCAGUCGAGGAAGGCAUAACCCUGCCUGUGGAUAUCCAAAGCAAAGCCAGUGACGACUCCUCAAGCCCCAGCCCUGGUGCUGGGGGGCUGCUCACAACCCAGCAGGAUGGGGCAGUGAGUGGGGCCGUGGGCAUCACCCCAGAGCCAGCGGGAGAAACAGCCCUGGCUGCUGAGGAACGUCCCUCAGCUUCAGUGCCUGGAGAUGCAGGAGAUGCAGUAAAUGGUGCAUUCAGCACAGCCAGCUCAUCCCGCCUGCCUCCGGAGAGUGUGACGGUGUCAGGAACAGUGGCAAACCCAGGGGACCCCUCCCUCCUCCCCAACCAGGCAGUGCUGAGCCCGACUGCUUCACUGGUACUGGCUGGCGGUGGGGAUGGGGAUGGGCAGGGAGCUCCUGACACAUCAUCGGACGGUCCUGAUUCAGCCCUGUUGCUUGCAGCCAGUGAUGUACCUGCAGUGACAGGGGACACAGCCACCUCACUGCUGACCCCAAGGGUUCCCAUUGAUGCAGGGAGUGACAUGAAUCCCCCAGCCCUGGCCACUGUGCUGCCCACAGGGGACAUAAGGGCUGUGGGUCUGGCUGAGCCAUCCCUGCAGCCUGCCCCAUGGCAGAUCCCUGCUGGAGAACAGCCACCACUGCUUACUACUGCCCUGCCAUCCUCCACGGACACCUCCAGCGUUUCUGGGGCUGUUUACCUAUCCCCAGGGGCUUCUUACCCACCCCCAGGCACUGGGGCCAGCACCCUGCCUGCAGCUGAUGAUGGAGCAGAGAUACCAGUGAGCCCUGACCUUGGUGCCACCCCAGAAGCACCCAUGUCUCCAUCCCUUGGAGGGUUGACGCCAUGGGGGAUGUCAGCUGGUGCUUCCCAGGGAGCCAGUGGACCCAGCACUGGCUUGAAUUCAGCUUUGGAUGCCCUCAACCCAGCGUCUUUUGUAUCUGAUGGACUAGCAUGGCGCACCACUGGGGUCCCACCUCAGGUGGCUGAGGGUGCAGGGGACACAAGACAGGCAGUAGGUCCAGAGGAUGGCAAUCCCUAUGGAGAUACCCAAAGUGACACGAGUUCUUCAGCUUUCAGCACUCAGCAGGACCCUGCUAACACUGGAGAGCUGCCGGCAGGAGGAACAGGGGGUUUGGCAAAUGCCGAACUGUCCCCUCCAUCAGCUCUUGGGGAUGGAACAGAAGCAGGAGCAGCCCCAGCACUGGGACAAGUGUCCCCACCUGGUUCCGCACCUCCUGGCAGUGCUGGGCUGGAGCCUGAAUUCUUGGGAGCUGAAGGACCAGGGGACCUGCCCAAUGAAUCCCCCAGCACUCCUGGGGCUGCUUACCCACCCCUGGGGGCUGUGACCAACCCCGUGUCUGGAGCAGAGACACCAGUGAGCCCCAACCUCAGUGCUGCCCAGGGAGCACCCGUGUCUCCGUCCCUCGGAGGGUCACAGCCAUGGGGGGCAGCAGUUGGUGCUCCCCAGGGAGCAGGUCUCCCUGGAGCUGAUGGACCAGGCACUGGCUUGACUUCUGCAUGGGGUGUCCCCAGCUCAGCGUCUUAUGGACCAGCAGGACCCCCAUCACCUGCCCUCGGGGACCAGCUUGGCACAAACCUGGAACUGCCGGCAGCAGAGGGACAUGGUGCUGGCACAACAGAGCCAGUGCUGGGAGGAGCGGGCAGUGGGACUGGGUUUGAGCCAUCCCUGAUCUCUGCUGCAGGCAGUGGAACAGCAGCUGGGAUGGAUCAACUGCCUGGAGCAAGUUCCUCAUCUGGCCCUUCCUCUCCCAGUGAUGUGGUCGCAGCAUCCUCCAUUUUGAGGGGUGAUGAAGCAGGACCCAUUCCAGCUGCAGCCUCUGGCCCUCACAGUCUGUCUCCAGCCUCUCCGGACAGUGAAACUGGCCCAGAGCUCAUUCCAGUGCAAGUGACUGAGAGCACGGGGAAUGCAGCACAGGCAGGAAACCCAGAGAGUGAAAGUCCCUACAUGGAGAUGAGUCCUUCAGCUUUCAGCACUCAGCAGGACCCUGCUAACACUGGAGAGCUGCCGGCAGGAGGAACAGGGGGUUUGGCAAAUGCCGAACUGUCCCCUCCAUCAGCUCUUGGGGAUGAAGCAGAAGCAGGAGCAGCCCCAGCACUGGGACAAGUGUCCCCACCUGGUUCCGCACCUCCUGGCAGUGCUGGGCUGGAGCCUGAAUUCUUGGGAGCUGAAGGACCAGGGGACCUGCCCAAUGAAUCCCCCAGCACUCCUGGGGCUGCUUACCCACCCCUGGGGGCUGUGACCAACCCCGUGUCUGGAGCAGAGACACCAGUGAGCCCCAACCUCAGUGCUGCCCAGGGAGCACCCGUGUCUCCGUCCCUCGGAGGGUCACAGCCAUGGGGGGCAGCAGUUGGUGCUCCCCAGGGAGCAGGUCUCCCUGGAGCUGAUGGACCAGGCACUGGCUUGACUUCUGCAUGGGGUGUCCCCAGCUCAGCGUCUUAUGGACCAGCAGGACCCCCAUCACCUGCCCUCGGGGACCAGCUUGGCACAAACCUGGAACUGCCGGCAGCGGAGGGACAUGGUGCUGGCACAACAGAGCCAGUGCUGGGAGGAGCGGGCAGUGGGACUGGGUUUGAGCCAUCCCUGAUCUCUGCUGCAGGCAGUGGAACAGCAGCUGGGAUGGAUCAACUGCCUGGAGCGAGUUCCUCAUCUGGCCCUUCCUCUCCCAGUGGUGUGGUUGCAGCACCCUCUAUUUCGAAUCCAGCCAGCCCAAGUGCCCUUGGAGAAGUGGGUGGUGCUCCUGGAGUUCCGCAGCCUUCCCUGGGUGCUGGGCCUGGGGUCCCUCCUGCUGCAGGAGAAGGGGCAGGUGAAGUGGCUGGUGACAGAGAGUCCCCAGGGCAGUCCCAGGCCUCUGCUGGAGGGGAACUAACUGGUUCAGGAGACCCUGACAGAGAAAUGGGAGCCAUGCUGCAGUCUGCAUCUUCUUCCCCAUCUACGGAGGGGUCUUCAUCACCUGGGACGGCUGGUGAGGCUGCCAAUGGAGCAAGCCUUCCUGGAGCUGGUGGAGCUGGCGGUGGCUUGAGCACAGGCUUGGAGGCUGCUGGCCCUGAGGAACCCCCUGUGUCUGUCCCUGGCAUCCAGAGUGGUGCCAAUCUUGGACUUUCUGAUGCAAAACUGAGCCAAGUCAAUGUGGUGGAGCUGCCUGGAGGAGCCUCGGUGAACGGGGGACCUUCCCCCGGUGUGAGCCUGGGAGAGGGUGCAGGAGCCAUCAUACAGAUUGCGUCAGGAGCGCUGGCCCCAUCUGCCCUCACCUCCUCCCAGGAGAUGCAGUCCCUUGUCCCGGUGGCUCCAGAUGGCAGUGGUGUCUCCGAUGGCACAGCUGCCUCGCUGGCUGCUUCUCUGCUUCCUCCUGGGCAUGGGCUGAGCUCAGGGCUGGCACCCAAUGGGGACCCCCACUCUGCCCCCAGCACCCAGAGCGGGAGCAGAGCCCUGGCACCAGGGGCACCGGGUGGGCUGGCAGGAGAUGCUGGAGGCACUCAGACAUCGUCUCUUGAAGACGAGGUGGCCUCAGGAAUGCCCGUGCCUUUGGGAGAAGCAUCCCCCCGUGUCCCCACAUCCCCCAAUGCUGCCCUGGCUCUACCUUCUGCUCCACAGAGAGAAAACGCUGCAGAGGGGGUGUCUGCCAGCCCCGGGCUUUCCGCUCCGCUUUCGACACGUGAGUCGGUAGCAGGGUCCUCUGCAGGGGGAAGGGGAGAGCUGGGUGCUGCUGUGUUGGGGGGGCCUGCUGUGCUCCUGCCUCCCCACCAGCUGGGGAGUUCUGGGGACCCCUUCAGGGAUGCUGACAGCCUCGUGCCUGGGGAAGCGAGUGCUGUCGUCCCUGGAGCAAUGGCAGGGCGAGGGGACAUGGCUCAGCUCCUUCCCAGCACAACUGGAGCUCGGGCAGCUGUGGAGACCCCCACUCGCUUCCCACCACAGGGGAGCCCAGGGCUCUCUGGCCUUCCUCCCACCAGGAUCGCUGCUGGCAGCCCUGGAUCAAAGGCCCCAGGGCCAGGACCUGCCAGUGGCUCGUCACCCGCUGCCCUGCAGCCGUUCUUGGGCAGCAAGGCAACCACCAGCCUGGCAAAUGGAGCCCCUGCUGUCAGUGAGUCGAGCCUCCCCACAGUCUUCCCAGGCCAGGGAGGAGCUCGGGGGGGGUCCCCAGCCACCACCCGCCCCGUCGUGUCCUGCAGCCCGGCUGCUGCCAGCCCGGCCCCACCAGCCCCCCUCCCUGGGGUCAGGGAGGUGCUCCCCAAGUCAGGAGCAGCCACUGUCACCUCCCGCACAUCGUCCCUCGUGUUUCCAGCUCUGCCAGGAAGGCCGGUGGCCACCCCGACCCCACUGCCCAGCCCCACAGUUGCAGCUGUGCCCCUCUAUGGGUACGGAGCAAGGGAAAAUGAUCGGGAGUACGUGGAAAGGAGGGUGGAUUUUAAUUCUCCACUUUUCAAGCCAGAGACUGGAUUCCCGUUUGGGAAAACCCUGCGUGACUCUCUCUACUUUACAGACAACGGACAAAUAAUUUUCCCAGCCUCAGACAACAGCAUCUUCACAUACCCCAACCCUCCUCCCAGGGGCUUCAACGGCCACGAAGACGUUCCCAUGAUUGCUGUGUUUUGGGACAACGCUGACUUCUCUAGAGGUGUCGGCACCACCUUUUACCAGGAGUUCCCCACCCUUAACACGGCCAAGCCUCCGUUCGUCCGUGACGUGGAAGCGAAGGUUCGGCGGUACCUGAGGUCCUCCUACUCUGCUGCCUGGACCCUGAAGAUCACCUGGGAGAAGGCACCUGCCUAUGCAGCACGGACCGACACCCGGAGGACGAUCACAUACCAGGCUGUCCUGACCACCGAUGGCUUCAGGUCCUACGUCCUGAUGCUGUACCAGGAGGGAGGCAUGCGCUGGGAUUACACCAGGCUCGCUGCCACCAACGUGCUCAUCGGCUACACCAGUGGGGAUGGCUUUUACCACAACGACGACCUGACUCAGAGACCUCCAGCUGCUAAAUAUCGCCCUGACCGGUUCAAGGGCUACAACACAGACCUCCGUGGGCUGUCGAUUUACAAGCUGGAGAGCCGCGUGGGCAUCAACUACCGGCUGAAGUGCCUGGCAUGGACGGGAUGGCAGCAGGAGCCGCGGACAUGGAGCCAGGGCCUGCCCACCUGCCCCUGCUCCCUGCAGCAAGGGCAGCAGGACCCACGCUUCAAGAGCAGCCGGGGAGGCUGGUGGGCUGCCCGUGUCUCCAUGCUGCACUCUGCCUCCCCCAACAAGCACGGUGCCGGUGUCCGCUGCCUGUACAACAGCCAGAGCCAGCUCAUCGAGGGUCGGCAGGAGAGGUACUGGAGGUCCUCCAGGCAGGCGUCACCCUACCGUGACCAGGAGCUGAAGUUGUAUGACUGGUGCUGUAACCAGGCAGGCAGUGCCCAUGUCUGCGCCCGCUACAGCGAGAAGAGACCGAAGAUCAGCUGUGAUGGAUACCAGUCACCUGGCACGGCAGGUUCCUCGGAGGAGGCAGACAGUGACUCAGAGGAGCAGAGAGAUGGAGCGGACAAGUAACUGGGGGGCUGCACACCUGCAACACGAUCUGGGCCAUGAUUGAUCCUCUGAGUCCUUUGCUCCUGCUCAUUCUGUGUCCUCCUGUUCCCCCCAGCACCCCUCACCCCUGCCUGCCAUGCAGGGCAGUUCACUUGGGUGGUGCCUGCAGUUGCCUUCACUGACACAAGUUCAUUUUUCUAACCCAGACUUGUCCCAAGACGUCAGUUGCUUUAGUCACCCUUCCCCAGCUGGAGCUGAGCGAGUGCCCAUGGGCACCUCCUUGCUGGUGGGGAGGUGGGCAGGUACCCCUCACUGUAUCCACCACCCCCAUCCUCCCUGCGCCCAUCUGUGCCCCCACACUGGCAGCUGAGUUUGGACCCACAGCACCUGGGUAAUGGGUUUUGCACCUCAUGUGGGUCAACUGCAGCCAAGCCCCCGAGUGCUGCGGUGUGCCAGGCUCACCCCCAUGGGCUGGUCCUGUCUUGUCCCCCACUUCUGUCCCCCAGCCAUCCCUGCCCCAGCAGUCCCCAGGCCCUGUGCCGGGGAGAAGAGGCAAUUCUCCGGAUCAAGCAGGAGUCAGCUCAACACCUCUGCUGGGUGUGCGAGGGCAAAAUGCAACCCUGUGAUCAGAAAUGUUGGGAGAAAAAUAACUUUUUUGUGUUUAAGAGAGCAUCUGCCUUUCUUUAAAAAAAAAAAAAAUCCUUGUCAAAUCUUGUUUGUUCAAUAAAGCCUCUGAGGGGGUCUGAGCAUCACUGA
Molecule: messenger RNA, 7102 nt
Organism: Grus americana (Whooping crane)
Lineage: Eukaryota; Metazoa; Chordata; Aves; Gruiformes; Gruidae
Product: mucin-4-like
Exons: 12
Coding region: 134-6367 (2077 amino acids)
Biological process (GO): cell-matrix adhesion
Source: RefSeq, a predicted model, not a curated record